Messenger RNA from Penicillium riverlandense, 1647 nucleotides. RefSeq lists its product as uncharacterized. Gene Ontology annotation, molecular function: hydrolase activity, hydrolyzing O-glycosyl compounds. Gene Ontology annotation, biological process: carbohydrate metabolic process. The transcript has a single exon. NCBI's taxonomy places the organism in Eukaryota, Fungi, Ascomycota, Eurotiomycetes, Eurotiales, Aspergillaceae. The record is from RefSeq and is a predicted model, not a curated record. The coding region runs from base 1 to 1647 and encodes 548 amino acids.
AUGUACAUGCUAGAAGUAAUCCUGGGCGCGAUAUUAGUUCUGCCAGCCGUGGCAUUGUCGAUCAGCAGAAACUCGACAUACACGAAUCCCAUGCUGCCGGGCUGGCACUCCGAUCCAAGUUGCAUCUUUGUGGCUGAGGAACACAACUCCUUCUUCUGUGCGACGUCGUCGUUUCUCACCUUUCCAGGAAUGCCCAUCUACACCAGCAAAGACUUGGUCAAUUGGCGGCUCUCUAGUCACGUCUUCUCUCGGCCAUCCCGAGUGCCACAGAUUGGAAAUACAACAGUCCAAAAUGCGGGUCUCUGGGCAACGACCAUUCGGUAUCACAAUGGCAAAUUCUACGCGAUAGUAGCAUACACGCCAGAGACACCGUUCGUUGUCACAGGGUUCGUCUUCACGACUACCGAUCCAUAUGAUGACAGUGCAUGGAGCGAUCCCCUAGUAUUUCCGCUGAUUGACAUUGAUGCGAACCUGUUCUGGGACGAUGAUGGGAUGACAUACAUGCAGUUCUCUGGCAUCCAUCAGCAAACCAUUGACCUUGAGACGGGUGCCCUAGGACCUGCAAGAAUUAUAUGGAAAGGCUUCACUGAAUACAUUCCAGAGGGGCCGCGAAUGUACAAGAAAGACGGAUACUAUUAUCUCAUGAUUGCAGAAGGUGGAACAGGGCUGGGACACCACGAAGCCAUCGCCCGGUCCAAGAAUAUCUGGGGCCCAUACGAAGGCUACUCGGGGAAUCCUAUUCUUACGAACACCAACACUACCGAGUAUUUCCAGACCGUUGGCCACGCGGACCUUUUUCAAGAUGCGACUGGGAAUUGGUGGGGCAGCGGCCUUGCCACAAGAUCUGGACCUGCAUGGGAAAAUUAUCCGAUGGGUCGUGAGACUGUCUUAUUUCCUGUGACGUGGGAUGAGGGCGAGUGGCCUGUUCUGCAGCCAGUCCGUGGCCAAAUGAGCGGCUGGCCGCUGCCUCCGCAGACAAGAGCAAUACCAGGAAGUGGACCGUUUGUUGAAGAUCCAGAUAUCAUAGACUUCCCUCCAGGAUCAGCGAUCCCAUCGCAUUUUCUAUACUGGCGAUUUCCACCAAAACAUGCAUUCGCAGUCUCCCCUCAGGGACAUCCUAAUACGCUUCGGCUACGUCCGUCGAAGUCAAAUCUAACAUCUAGCGCACCGUUGACAACUAUAGAAGAACUGAGCCUUAUCAUGCGUGUGCAGACAGACACCUUGUUUAGCUUUAGCGUCGAUGUCGUUUUGUUUGAGCCAAAGGUACAAGAGGAGGAGGUUGGCGUGACGGCUUUUCUCACGCAAACACAGCAUCUUGACCUAGGCAUUGUGCUCUUGCCUGCGAGGAGUUCUGGGUCAAAUGGCAAGGCGGAGCUAGCUCCCCAUCUACGAUUCCGUGUCACCAACGUGCCCGCCCUGAAUGGUAACUUUAACGGAACCUUGCCAACUGCCAUCAAGAUGUUGCCCAAGAGCUGGCUAGAUGCACCUAUACGGUUGCAGAUCGAUGCAGUCAAUGAGACGCACUAUGCUCUCUCCGCGGCGUCAUCUAAGGAGCCUUCGGAUAAUGAACUCAUGGGAAUAGCACCUGCAACAAUUUUGAGCGGCGGCGAUGGUGAAUUUACAGGUAAGAGUAGCGUCCUAUGCUAA